This is a messenger RNA of Prunus mume (Japanese apricot), 1208 nucleotides long. RefSeq lists its product as uncharacterized. Gene Ontology annotation, molecular function: protein binding. NCBI's taxonomy places the organism in Eukaryota, Viridiplantae, Streptophyta, Magnoliopsida, Rosales, Rosaceae. The record is from RefSeq and is a predicted model, not a curated record.
AAUCUGACUUUAUGGAGUCUUCUUUUAAUUGACUUUCUCUACACUUUCUCCAUCUUUAUAUGUGGCUGUCUUAACUCUGUCCUAAUCCACGAUCAGUCAGCAUUUCUGCAACUGCAAUGGCGAAAUUUGAUAUUCCAGAGAUGAGAGAAUACAAAAGAGAGUAUCCACCAGAGCACUUCAUCGUGGAAAUAAAGCCAUACUCCUUGCUAUCAAACACCAAAGCAGAAAAGUACGAGUCUGGUGUCUUUGAUGCUGGUGGUUACAGAUGGAGGCUAUCACUUUACCCAAAUUACGAAACAACAAGUAAGAAGGGUUACAUCUCCCUCUUCUUGGUAUUAAUAGGGAGUGUGUCCGGGAAGCAGUCGCCGGCCGAAGUUUAUGCCACUUUUAGAUUGUUUUUGUACAAGAAUACACCUGAAACACAGGAAUACUUGACCAUAGAAGAUGGUUCUGGAAAAGUAAAUCACUUUCAUGAGGAGAUGAGGCAGGAGUUGGGUUUUGCAAAAUUUCUUCUCCGUUCGACUUUCGAGAAACGUUCUGAGGGAUACGUUUGGGACGAUUGCUGCAGAAUCGGGGCAGAGGUUUUUGUUCAUAAGGGCCAAACGAAAACUCUUGACGAAUAUCUUCCCCCUCAAGAACUCAAAAAUCCAACCUCAAGUGUCCGUAAGUUUAGGUUGGGAAGCAUCUCAUCAAAACGUGACCCAAAGUGUCUAUCUUCAGAUAAAUUUCAUCUUCAAGGAAGAAAAUGGAAGUUAAGUGUUUGUCAGAACGGAGAACCAGAGAACAAAUCACUGUCAUUUAUGUUAGAAUCGAAAGAAGAUUGGAAGAGCUUUCCGAGCUUUUAUGCAAAAUUCAGGGUUCGGGUAUUGGAUCGAGUCCAUGGUAAACAUACUAUUGAAAAAGAAGUUCAACACUGGUUCUGUUCCUCAAACCGCAAAAUUGUUUUCCCAGACUUUAUGCCGUGGAAAACUCUCCGUGACUCGUCGAAGGGGUUCAUUAAGAAUGAUGUAUUAACUGUUGAAGUAGAAAUAUGCUCGCUAUCUGUGGUUGAUGCUCCUAGAAUAUUAAAAAACCCAUAGUUUUAUGAUUAAGAUAGAUGUUUGCAGAUCUUUGAAUAGUAUUCGGAGCCCUGUGUGUAUAUGCUGUGCUAGAAUUGCAGAGUGGUGUAUUUGGAAUAUAUAAAAAUUUGUGUGAACUUUAUCAGAUAA